This is a messenger RNA of Schizophyllum commune H4-8, 1788 nucleotides long. RefSeq names its product lysyl-tRNA synthetase. Gene Ontology annotation, molecular function: lysine-tRNA ligase activity; ATP binding; tRNA binding. NCBI's taxonomy places the organism in Eukaryota, Fungi, Basidiomycota, Agaricomycetes, Agaricales, Schizophyllaceae. Bases 1 to 1788 code for a protein of 595 amino acids. The transcript is spliced from 6 exons. Gene Ontology annotation, biological process: lysyl-tRNA aminoacylation. Gene Ontology annotation, cellular component: cytoplasm; cytosol. The record is from RefSeq and is a predicted model, not a curated record.
AUGGCCACCGAAAGCACUGGCACGCACAAGGACCCCGUUACGGGGGAGAUGAUCUCCAAGCAGGAGCUCAAGCGCCGUGAAAAGCAGCGGGCGAAGGAGGCCAGCAAGGCUGCGAAGGCGCAGGCUGCCCCCGCCGCUACGGCAAAGCCCAAGGCGGAGAAGUCGGCAGCAGCGGAGGAGGAGCAGCUGAACCCCAACCAAUACUACGAGAUGCGCUCGAGGGCGAUCAUGAAGCUCAAGGAGACCCAAAACCCGAACCCGUACCCCCACAAGUUCCACGUCUCGCGCUCGAUGACCUCGUACAUCGCUGAGUACGGCGCCGAGGGCGUCAUUGCGAACGGCGACAAGCUUGAGGGAAGGGAGGAGCGCAUCGUCGGCCGCAUAUUCAGCAUGCGCGCCAGCAGCUCCAAGCUCCGCUUCUACGACAUCCACAGCGAGGGCCAGAAGGUGCAGGUCAUGGCGAAUGCGCAAGACGCAGAGGACCCCGCCAAGUUCGAAGAGGUCCACGAUAUCUUCCGCCGCGGUGACAUCGUCGGUGUUGUCGGCACGCCAAUGCGCACCAAGAAGGGCGAACUCUCGAUCGCGCCCAAGACCAUGACCCUCCUCGCACCCUCCCUCCACCAAAUCCCUACUUCCCACUUCGGUCUCAAGGACCAGGAGACUCGCUACCGCAAGCGCUACCUCGACCUCAUCAUCAGCCCGAACACCCGCAAGAUCUUCGUGACCCGCAGCCGGAUUGUUAACUAUAUCCGUCGCUUCCUGGACAACCUUGGCUUCAUGGAGGUCGAGACACCCAUGACCUCCAUGAUCGCCGGAGGUGCCACUGCGAAGCCCUUCGUCACUCACCAUAACGAUCUCAACCUCGACCUCUUCCUCCGUAUUGCUCCUGAACUGUAUCUCAAACAGCUCGUUGUCGGUGGCCUCGAUCGUGUCUACGAGAUCGGGCGUGUCUUCCGUAACGAAGGCAUCGACCUCACGCACAACCCAGAGUUCACCAUCUGCGAGUUCUACAUGGCCUACGCGGAUAUGUACGACCUCAUGGAUAUCACCGAGGCGAUGAUCGAGGGCCUCGUCAAGUCCUUGACCGGCGGCACGACCCUCGAGUUCUACCCUGAUGGCAACGCCGGUACCGAAGGCGCGCGCGUCUUGAACCUCAACUUCCAGCGCCCGUGGAAGCGGUACGACAUGAUCGAGACCCUCGAGGAGAAGCUCGGGGUCAAGUUCCCGCCUGGCGAGACGCUGCACACGGAGGAGGCGAACAAGUUCCUUCGCGAGCUGUGCGUCAAGCACAACGUGGACUGCAGCGAGCCGCGUACGAACGCGCGGUUGUUGGACAAGCUUGUGGGCGAGUUCAUCGAGCCAUUGUGCAUCUCGCCUGCCUUCAUUGUUGGCCACCCGCAAGUCAUGUCCCCGCUGGCGAAGUACCAUCGCUCACGUCCGGGCUUGUGCGAGCGCUUCGAGGGCUUCUUGUGCGGGAAGGAGAUUUGCAACGCCUACACGGAGUUGAACGAUCCCUUCGAGCAACGCUUGCGCUUCGAGGAGCAGGUGCGCCAGAAGGAGGCCGGCGAUGACGAGGCGCAGGGCAUCGAUGAGACCUUCGUGGAUGCUCUUGAGCAUGGUCUGCCGCCUACCGGUGGCUGGGGUAUUGGUAUUGACCGGCUCGUCAUGUUCUUGACGAACUCAACCAACAUCAAGGAGGUCUUGCUCUUCCCGGCGAUGAAGCCGCUCGAGCAGGGCGCCCCGCCUCCGGGCUUCACGGUCGAGCCGCAGCCGGGUGGGCAGGUUUGA